This is a messenger RNA of Debaryomyces tyrocola, 1566 nucleotides long. The record is from the annotation of a GenBank genome assembly. NCBI's taxonomy places the organism in Eukaryota, Fungi, Ascomycota, Pichiomycetes, Serinales, Debaryomycetaceae.
AUGGGAGGUACAUAUAAUGAAGUGACUCCUUCACUUACGCUAGGGAAGAGGAAUCUGAACCUUUCAUCUAAAUCAUCAAACUCAUCACAGGAACCAGCCUCAUCUACGUCCAGCAAUGCUGGCCAAACUAAUACCCAAGAAUCACAAGAAGCAGGUCAGAACUGGCCACCAUCGUUACAAGAAUUUGUUAACACCAGUUUUAUAAGAUCAAGCUUACUCAGUAACUCUGAUAAGGUUAUAUUUAAUACUCAGUUACAAUCAUUAAUGGAAAAGGCCUUAUCAACAGGUAAAAUAUGGGAGAAUGAUUGGGAGACGCAGAAGAUCCCUAUAUUAGACAAAUCAUGCAAAAAAUUGGAACUAGAGUGCUUGAAUAAGAAGCCAAAGACUAAAAGACCAGAUCUGGCUCCAACGAGUACAGUUUUCCUUCCACCGCCAAAACGACAGAAAACGAAAAAGAAACAGACCAUACCAGAUACUCUUCCGGCAACACUUCCAGCAACGCCCAACAUAACUACGAAAUCAUCAAAUACAGAAGUUGUUGGACUGAAAGGAAAUAAGGAAUCAGAGUUUAAUUCUGCCGAAAAAAAGAAACAAAGGAUGGCCAGAUUUGGAGCGGAAUCGUUAACACCCGAGCCUUUCAAAAGAGUCAACGAAGCAAGCAGCACUAAGGUAAUCGUAGGUAAAUGUGAAGAUUUGGAAAAGCAUUAUUUAAGGUUGACAUCAGAGCCAGAUCCGUAUAAAGUAAGGCCCCAGAGGGUACUAGAGAAGAGUGUGAAAUUUAUUUUAGAUAAAUACAAGAGAGAUCUGCUUGCAGGAUAUUCAUAUGUCAAUAAUCAAUUCAAAUCCAUAAGGCAAGAUUUGACAGUUCAGCAUAUCAAGAAUGAUUUUGCAAUGCAAGUAUACGAAACUCAUGCCAGAAUAGCAAUUGAAAAUAAUGAUUUGGGAGAAUUUAACCAAUGCCAGUCGCAAUUAAAAUAUUUAUACUACCUCAAGAAAAAAUCUGAUAAAAAUUUAUCGAAUAAUGUAUAUUCUGUGGAGUUGGAGUUCACAUGCUACAGAAUUAUAUACAUGUUAAUGAUGGGUAACUAUUCAGAAAUAUACAAGCUAAGAUUAGAAUUAUAUUCCAAUAAGCCCAAGGCAAAAGGGAAAAAGCAAAUAGAGUUAUUAGACUGUAUUGAAAAAGCUUUUCUUUUGCAAAGUUAUCAAAUUCAUGGAGAUUACCAUAAAUUUUUCAACACAUAUAAUUUUUUCAAAUCUAUCCCAUCAAUGAACUUAGCUUCUCAUUUGAUAAAGCAUUUUUUGGUGAGUAAGGAAAGAAUAAAAUCAUUGAAUACAAUUGCUAAGAGUUAUAGAAAAUUACCUGUUCCAUUCCUAGUGGAAGAAUUAAAGUUUACGAGCGACGCAGAAGAUGACAUUGACAAUUGGCAUACCUUUUUGACAAAAUAUAACUUACUUCAAUUCCUUGUGCGGGAUACUGAUUUUGAUUGCGCUGCAUCAAGAGGUGUUUUGCAAAGUAUUGUAGUCCAGAAUGGUUUUAGGAAGAUAGACAUUAAGGGUCAAAUUUAA